AUGGCUCCAGCCCUCCCAGAAGCAGAGCCAAGCGAGCUCGACGGAGCAAGAUACAGACAACUAAACAAGAAGAGUCGCCAUCCCCCGGAACAUCCACGUCUAGGUCGUCUCGAUCACCCUCCCCGUCUUUCGAGUUCUAUGCGCCUCGUCGCCCUAAGCUCGCACAAUGGCGGUGUUGCGGCUGUCGGCGGCUUUGGCUCCUCGCCGUCCGGCAAUUUCAUCGACUACAGUGGGUGGAUCGAAUGGAGGGAGUGGGAAUGCUGGCUACUCUUCGUCAAGAACUUACGGGCGUCGGGCGACUACGAUUACGGGAUGAGGAUCACCCCGACAUCCAUCUUCGUACCAGAACGACGACUCGAGGAAGUCAGCCAGCAGCUGGAGAGCAUGGAGAGGGAGAGGCUUCUGCUGCUGAGGGACGGACGGCACAACUGCUUCACGGAUUGCUACGUGCCGUGGCAAUGCAAAGAGGUUCAGCGUAAAUUCGCCAGGCGCAGCUCGUCCCUGUCCAACAAGGAGAGGAGCCAGUCGCCGAGGCCUGCCAUGCCCGAUUCUCCCAAAUCGCCGCCGCCCUCGGAUGACGAGGAUGGCGAGGAUGUUGGGUGGAUUGAUGUUGGAGAUGAUAUAGAUGCGGGUUCGCCAGGAACAAAAGAUGAGGAUGCCGACUUGGGACGCCCUCGUCGGCGCUUGCCCUCUCCGCUCUUACCAUCAGAUGGGGCACCUGAAAUCUACGAGGACGAAGACGCUGCAGACGGGCCUGGGCUUGGAUCAGAUGAGGAGGUUACAAUAGAAUGA
Molecule: messenger RNA, 792 nt
Organism: Clonostachys rhizophaga
Lineage: Eukaryota; Fungi; Ascomycota; Sordariomycetes; Hypocreales; Bionectriaceae
Source: the annotation of a GenBank genome assembly